This is a messenger RNA of Micromonas pusilla CCMP1545, 967 nucleotides long. RefSeq lists its product as uncharacterized. Gene Ontology annotation, cellular component: endoplasmic reticulum membrane. The record is from RefSeq and is a predicted model, not a curated record. Gene Ontology annotation, biological process: cellular response to misfolded protein. The coding region runs from base 1 to 906 and encodes 301 amino acids. Gene Ontology annotation, molecular function: Hsp70 protein binding. The transcript has 2 exons. Lineage: Eukaryota; Viridiplantae; Chlorophyta; Mamiellophyceae; Mamiellales; Mamiellaceae.
AUGUGGGGCUCCAUGUCGUCCGCGGCGUCGGACGCCUCCGACAUCGAGGCCGGGAUCUCCGCGGAGGAUGAGAUCAAGCGCGUGUUAGAGUGUCAGAACAACUACUACAAGGUCCUGCGCCUCGACAAGUUGGACGCCGCCGACCGCUCGAACGCGGACGUCAAGCGAGCGUACUACAAGCUCGCGCGCGUCAUACACCCCGACAAGUGCUCGCACCCGUCCGCGUCGGACGCCAUGGGCGUGGCCGCGAGCGCGCACUCCACCCUGAGCGACUCGACGCGGAGAGCGGCGUACGACUUGUACGCGUCGCAGGUCGACGUCGACGACGCGGGCGCGGAGACGUACGCGCAGUGGGAGAGCAAGGGUGGCGCGAACUGGAAGCACCUCCCGCCGUGGCUCGUCCGAGGGCUGAACCACCGAUGCGUCGGACCGAUCCUCAAGUUUUUCCUGCUCAUCGCCGCCGUCGUCGCCGGCGCGCUCGCGCUCGCGCUCGGGAUCGCGUACUUCGCGGUUCACAUGACGCUGUGGGUCGCGUGCUUCGCCGGGUGCGGCGGGCGCUGCUGGCCGAGGUACGGCGAGGGGGCGAGGGCGCACGCCCGGCGGAUGGAACGGUUCGGACGCGCGAGGAUGGCGUGGGAGGCGGAGGCGUCCUACGCGCGCGGCCGGGGCGAGGAUCCGCCGGAGUUUAGCGCGUUCGUUAGCGCGUGGAUGGAGAAUAAUAAUCCGGAGGAGGAGGAGGAGGAGGCGGAUGGGGGGGAGGAGGAUGGGGGGGAGGAGAAGGGGUGGAAGAAGAAGACGGGAGGCGGAAUACAUUCGCCGCCCGGACCCGGAGUAGGGAGUACGAGUAAAAAGCCGCCGCCGGGGCCGAGGAGGAGCACCACGUACGGCGCGACGACGACGACAUAGUGAUUGAUGAGUGAACUACUACUGCUAGCUAGACGAUCUAUCUAUCCAUCAUCACGUAUCG